GGCGGGGGCGGGGAGAGGCGCGAGCAUCCUUCCCGGCGAUUGGCCCCGUGCCCCGGAGACGCCUGUCACUCCGGAGUGUGGGCGGGGCCGUCUGGGCCAGUCAGGUUUCUGAUUGGUUGAGGGAGGCUGCGACUUUGCUGGGAGAGUCUCCUCCCGGAGAUUUCGGGAGGCUCGGCUCCUGCCGCGAGGUGCGUGGCCCGGAAGUGACGCACGGCCCUGGCUUGCGGCCGCCCAGCCCCCGCUUCCUUUCACGCUCUCGGUGGCCGUAGGUGGUCGUGGCCACCGCACCCGGCGGGAGGUGGCGGCGGCCAGGAAUGCCCGGGAAACUCCUCUGGGGAGACAUCAUGGAGCUCGAGGCGCCCUUGGAAGAGUCCGAGAGCCAGAGGAAGGAGCGGCAAAAGAGCUUUAUGGAUUUCGGAAUUUCGGAUAAGGGAUUAUGGACCUGUACUUCCCUGAUAGGGUUGUUAUGAAGAUUAAAACAAGAUAAGACGAAAACAUUACACAAUAAUGGAGUGAUAGAAGGAAGUCAAGGCACCAUUCUGAAUCAGAGGAGAGAACAGAAACAGAAAAUGGUGUUACAGAUGACCUGGAUGCUCCCAAAUCCAAAAAAGCUAAAAUGAGAGAGAAGCUAAAUGGAGACACCAAAGAAGGACUAAGAUUUUCAGAUGAAUUCGCCCCAUCUCAUAAAUCAAGAAGAAAAGACCUGCCAAACGGAGAUGUGGAUGAGUAUGAGAAAAGGUCAAAGCGAGUGUCAUCCUCAGAAAACUCUCACAAGUCAAGUGAUAAAGCAGAGGAGACUCUAACACGUGAGCAAAAGGAAGGAGCCUUCUCUAAUUUCUCCAUUUCUGAGGAGACCAUAAAGCUUCUGAAAGGUCGAGGGGUAACAUAUCUCUUUCCUAUUCAAGUUAAAACCUUUGGUCCUGUAUAUGAAGGAAAAGAUUUAAUUGCUCAAGCCCGGACAGGAACAGGAAAGACAUUCUCUUUUGCCAUACCCUUGAUUGAAAGGCUCCAAAGAAAUCAAGAAACAAUUAAAAAAAGCCGCUCACCAAAGGUACUCGUUUUGGCUCCAACAAGGGAAUUGGCAAAUCAAGUAGCCAAAGAUUUCAAAGAUAUAACUAGAAAACUCAACGUGGCGUGUUUUUAUGGUGGAACAUCAUAUCAAAGCCAGAUUAAUCAAAUUCGGAAUGGUAUUGACAUCCUUGUUGGGACUCCAGGGCGUAUCAAAGACCAUCUGCAAAGUGGCCGUUUGGAUCUUUCAAAGUUACGCCAUGUUGUGCUUGAUGAAGUAGAUCAAAUGUUAGAUUUAGGUUUUGCUGAACAAGUCGAAGAUAUUAUUCAUGAAUCCUACAAAACUGAUUCAGAAGACAAUCCUCAGACCUUACUUUUUUCUGCAACUUGCCCACAGUGGGUAUACAAAGUUGCAAAAAAAUACAUGAAAUCCAGAUAUGAACAGGUUGACCUUGUUGGAAAAAUGACUCAAAAAGCUGCAACCACUGUGGAACAUUUGGCUAUCCAGUGCCAUUGGUCUCAGAGACCAGCAGUUAUUGGAGAUGUCCUUCAGGUCUACAGUGGGUCUGAAGGGAGAGCUAUUAUCUUCUGCGAGACUAAGAAGAAUGUUACUGAAAUGGCCAUGAAUCCACACAUAAAGCAGAAUGCUCAGUGUUUGCAUGGAGACAUUGCACAGUCACAAAGAGAAAUUACCUUGAAAGGCUUCAGAGAAGGUAGUUUUAAAGUUUUGGUGGCAACCAAUGUGGCUGCUCGUGGCUUGGACAUUCCUGAGGUUGACCUUGUGAUUCAGAGUUCUCCUCCACAGGAUGUUGAAUCCUAUAUCCAUCGCUCUGGACGCACAGGUAGAGCUGGCCGGACAGGAAUUUGUGUAUGUUUUUAUCAACCAAGGGAAAGAGGUCAACUGAGAUAUGUGGAGCAGAAAGCAGGGAUUACUUUUAAACGUGUAGGUGUUCCUUCUCCAAUGGAUUUAGUUAAAUCUAAAAGCAUGGAUGCCAUCAGGUCUCUGGCCUCUGUUUCUUAUGCUGCUGUUGAUUUUUUCCGACCAUCAGCUCAAAGACUGAUAGAAGAAAAGGGGGCAGUGGAUGCAUUGGCUGCAGCAUUAGCUCACAUUUCUGGUGCAUCAAGCUUUGAACCACGAUCUUUGAUCACCUCUGAUAAGGGCUUUGUGACCAUGACUCUGGAAAGCCCUGAAGAGAUACAGGAUGUCAGCUGUGCUUGGAAGGAACUCAACAGAAAGCUCAGUAGUAAUGCUGUGUCUCAAGUAACCAGGAUGUGCCUCUUGAAAGGAAACAUGGGUGUUUGCUUUGAUGUUCCUACAAAUGAGUCAGAAAGAUUACAGGCAGAGUGGCAUGAUUCAGAUUGGAUACUCUCAGUGCCAGCCAAAUUACCUGAAAUUGAAGAAUAUUAUGAUGGAAACACUUCUUCUAAUCCCAGACAGAGGAGUGGCUGGUCUGGUGGCAGGUCAGGCCGUUCAGGCCGGUCUGGUGGUCGAUCUGGUGGCCGAUCAGGUAGACAGAGUCGACAGGGAAGUCGGUCAGGAAGUCGGCAAGAUGGCAGAAGACGAAGUGGGAACAGAAAUCGAUCAAGAAGUGGGGGCCAUAAACGGAAUUUUGACUGAGUGUUUGAUAGUUAAUCUUCCAGUAUGAGCUUGCCUAUUUCUGUCUAAUCAUGUAUAUUAUUCACCAAAAAUUAGAUCAUCAUAGUUGAGGUAUUUGUCUGUAAUUUGCAAAGAAGUUGGUCGUAUUUUUUUAAAAAGUAUUUCACAAGAAUGGUUCUAAACAAAUCUACUUAUCUGGCUAUACCUUUGAAUUAAAAAAAAAAGCCCUUUUAUUGUCUGUUUCCA
Molecule: messenger RNA, 2851 nt
Organism: Mastomys coucha (southern multimammate mouse)
Lineage: Eukaryota; Metazoa; Chordata; Mammalia; Rodentia; Muridae
Gene: Ddx50
Product: DExD-box helicase 50
Exons: 16
Coding region: 617-2626 (669 amino acids)
Molecular function (GO): RNA helicase activity; ATP binding; RNA binding
Source: RefSeq, a predicted model, not a curated record